AUGUCAAUGUCCGGUGUCCGGCUCACCCGAUGUUCGAUUCCUUGACGUAAUGUCGUCCACCAUGUAUGGACUAUUAUUGGCUAUGCUACUCAUGUCAUGUGUCUUACAAGCCUAUGCCGUCCCAUCAGGGUAUCUAUGCAAAACAAAACGUCGAGGAGAACGCUGUUUCGUAAUGGUGAAUUUACUGCGAACUCCUCAUCAUUCGCCAAAUUGGAGUAUAUCGUCAUGGAAUAGGGCAAUGAUUCAGCAAAAAGCAUAUCAACAACUAUUCCAAGAACCAGAUGUCCUGCGUCGACGAAGAGCCGCCGAUGAACUCGUAAGACAUCGACGACAUCUGUGA
Haemonchus placei is the source of this 340-nucleotide messenger RNA. Lineage: Eukaryota; Metazoa; Nematoda; Chromadorea; Rhabditida; Trichostrongylidae. The record is from the annotation of a GenBank genome assembly.